AUGUCUCCAAGUCAGAAACAUUCUAUUCUUCUUCUUCUUUUUCAACUUCUGUUUCUGUUCUUCUUUUCAUUGAAAAUAGUAUCAUCAGCAAGAACAGAAGCCAAAGCUCUGGUCAAAUGGAAGAACAGCUUAUCUUCUGCGUCACUCGAUUCAUGGUCCUUCACCAACAUCAACAACCGCUGCAACUGGACCGGCAUUGUCUGUAAUGGUGCCGGAAGUGUUUCCGAGAUAAACCUCUCCUACUCAAAUCUCAAUGGAACACUCUAUCAACUCAAUUUCACAUCACUACCAAAUCUCACCCGCUUGGAUCUCAAUUUCAACAAUCUCAUGGGAUCUAUUCCUUACGAAAUUGGUAAUCUCUCCAAGCUCCAUUUUUUGAACCUUGCCAACAAUAAUUUCACCGAUUUCAUCCCCUCAGAGAUAGGUCAGUUGUCGGCGCUUCGUGUUCUUGAUCUCAGUGGAAACAGUUUGAUGGGUCCAAUUCCGUAUCAACUCAGCAAUCUUCAGAACGUAUGGCAGUUGUACCUUGGAUCCAAUUACUUGGAAUCCCCUGAUUCAUCUAAGUUCAUUGGCAUGCCAAGAUUGCAAUACCUAAGCUUAUUUCUCAAUUCACUUUUUAUGGAAUUCCCACCUUUCAUUCUUCGCUGCCAAAAUCUGAUUUACCUUGAUCUCUCACAGAACAACCUGACGGGUUCUUUACCAAUCUCACUCGUAACCAAUCUACACAAGAUUCAAUACCUCAAUCUUAGUCAGAAUUUCUUUGAAGGAUCAUUGCCUGCAAAUCUGUCAGAACUCGCCGGUCUCAAAGAUCUACAUCUAGGAGGCAACAGAUUCAUCGGUGGUAUACCUGCUGAGAUUGGUUUGCUUCGCAGUCUUCGUGUUCUUACAUUAAACAAUAAUUCAUUAGGAGGGCAGAUUCCUUCUUCUCUAGGCCAACUCAGUAUGCUUCAGUUACUUGAUCUCCAUGCUUCUGGACUGGAUUCUAAUAUUCCUCCUGAGCUUGGCAAUUGCACUAACCUCACUUUCCUUGAUCUUUCAAUAAAUUCACUCACUGGGGUCUUACCUUCGUCCCUGUCAAAUUUGACAAAGAUAUCUGAUUUAGGUAUGUCUAGCAACUUGCUUUCAGGAGAGAUUUCACCUUAUUUCAUUAACAGUUGGACACAAUUAAUCUCUUUGCAACUUCAAAACAAUUUCUUCACUGGAAAUAUCCCACCAGAGAUUGGCAAGUUGACAAAGCUCCAAUACCUCUUCCUCUUCAUUAAUCAGCUAACAGGGUCAAUCCCACCUGAGCUAGGGAACCUCAAUGAUUUAGUAGAGUUAGACCUCUCAAUGAACGAAAUCACUGGUCCAAUACCUAUCACAUUGUGGAACCUAAAACAGCUUCAACUGCUAAAUCUUUUUUACAACAAUCUAAUUGGUACAAUUGAACCAGAAAUUGGGAACCUGACAUCUGUAAUGGUUCUUGAUUUCGACAACAAUCAGCUGCAAGGGGAGCUUCCAAGCACCAUAUCUCACCUUGAGAAUCUUCAGAUACUUUCCUUGUUUAGCAACAAUUUCUCUGGUAUUAUCCCAAAGGAUUUGGGAAAUAGAAGUUCCUAUUUGGCUUAUGUUGAAAUUUCUAACAACAGCUUUUCUGGUGAGCUGCCUCUAGGGUUAUGUAGUGGUUUCUCCCUUCAAAAAUUGACAGUGCAGAACAACAGUUUCACAGGGACACUGCCAGAUUGCCUAAAGCAUUGUUCAGAACUAAUCAGAGUUCGUCUAGAUGGGAACAGAUUCACUGGAGACAUAUCAGAGGCAUUUGGAGUACACCCAAAUCUUGUUUACUUGGAUAUCAGUUUGAAUCAAUUCUCAGGUACGCUCUCACCGAAGUGGGGAAAAUGUGCAAGUCUAACUUAUUUUCACAUUCAUGGGAAUCAAAUUGGAGGUAAUAUUCCAGUUGAGAUUGGGAGUCUGAACCAAUUGCAAGACCUAAGCCUGUCUUCAAAUGAGUUGAUUGGAGAGAUUCCAACUGAAUUGGGGGAUUUAGAUUUGUUAUUCAAUCUCAACUUGAGCAACAAUCACUUAACAGGAGUGAUCCCCAACAAAAUUGGGAGGUUGAGUGAACUCCAACAACUCGACUUCGCAGGAAAUGCACUAACAGGAAAUAUUCCUGGGGUGCUUGGCAGUUGCACCAACCUAGUGAUGUUAAACUUAAGCAACAACAAGUUAUCAGGUAAAAUACCACCUGAGCUGGGCUUUUUAGUAGCAUUGCAGUCAUUCCUAGAUCUCAGCACAAAUUCACUAUCAGGAGAAAUCCCACCGGAUCUUGGCAAUCUAGACUCAUUGGAGAAUCUCAAUCUUUCCCAUAACAACCUCUCAGGCAGAAUUCCAACAGAAUUAUCAAGAAUGUCAAGUCUACUAUAUAUUGACCUCUCGUUCAACAAGUUGAGUGGUGAGGUGCCAACUGGAGGCAUUUUCCAACGAGCACCCGAGGAGGCCUUCAUCGGAAAUGCAGGCUUAUGUGGAGAAGCAAAAGUGUUGCCACCUUGUAAUUCCGAUGAGAUCAAUAGAUCCAGAAAGUAUGGUGUAAAUAUUCUUAUUGCUGCCAUUAUCCCUGUUUUUACCAUUUUAUUUUCAGGAACCAUCAUUACUGGACUCCUGAUCCUGAGAAGGAAACCAAGACAACCAUCUGAAGAUAUGGAAAGUAGCAAAGAGGAUGAUGAGAUACCUCCCUCAUUGAUUUUGGAAAGUGAAGGGAGAUUCACAUUCACUGAUGUUGUCAAUUGUACUGAGUUUGAUGAGAAUUAUUGCAUUGGAAAAGGAGGUUUUGGGAGUGUUUACAAAGCAGUGUUGCCAACAGGUCAAAUUGUCGUCAUUAAAAAACUGAAUUUUCCAGAUUCAGGUGAUAUCCCAGAAACAAAUCGACAAAGUUUUGAGAAUGAAAUCCGCUUGUUAAGAGAUGUACGACACCGAAAUAUCAUUAAACUGUAUGGAUUUUGUUCUAUGGAGGGUUAUUUGAGUUUGGUUUAUGAGUAUGUAGAGAGGGGUAGUCUGGGAAAGGUUCUGUAUGGGGAGGAAGGGGAGGGGGAGCUGGACUGGUUGAAGAGAAUGAAGAUUGUCCAAGGGGUGGCCCAUGCUAUUGCUUAUUUGCACCAUGACUGUGUUCCAGCAAUUGUUCACAGGGACAUAACUGUUAAUAAUAUUUUGCUUGGGUCAGGUUUUGAGCCUCGGCUUUCUGACUUUAGAACAGCCAAGUUAUUAAGGCCUGAUUCAUCCAACUGGACCGACGUUGUUGGAUCUUAUGGUUACAUGGCUCCAGAGAUUGCAUUGACGAUGAAGGUCACAGAAAAAUGUGACAUUUAUAGCUUUGGGGUGGUAGCAUUGGAAAUUAUGAUGGGAAGGCACCCAAAAGAAUUCAUAUCUUCUUUGUCAUUAUCAUCAUAUAAUAAUGAUGAUUUGCAGUUGAUGGAUUUGUUGGACCAAAGGCUUCCACCUCCCACAGGUCAAUUGGCUGAAGAUGUAGUAUUUGUAGUUAAAAUGGCCCUAUCUUGCACAAGUGUUGGUCCUGAGUCACGACCUACCAUGCGUUUCCUGGCACAGGAGCUAUCUACUCACACCCAGACAUAUCUGGACUAUGAUGUUGAACUUUAA
Molecule: messenger RNA, 3630 nt
Organism: Telopea speciosissima
Lineage: Eukaryota; Viridiplantae; Streptophyta; Magnoliopsida; Proteales; Proteaceae
Product: MDIS1-interacting receptor like kinase 2-like
Exons: 2
Coding region: 1-3630 (1209 amino acids)
Biological process (GO): protein phosphorylation
Molecular function (GO): ATP binding; protein kinase activity; protein binding
Source: RefSeq, a predicted model, not a curated record